CACACAUCACAGGACGACGUCCGACUUUUCCUUGAGUCGACAACAAUUAUUUGGGAGCAUACUGUUUGAUCCCCGGGUUUACGACGCGAUUAAUGUCUUGCUGCAACGAGUCGGGCAAGGGGAUUCUGCUGCACUCAGCAGCCGCCUGCUGACAUCAAACCUUCGUCUUUUCAAGGCCCUACUGACUUCCCACCACACAAGGAUCUACCAUGGCGGGUUCCGACGAUUCCACACUGAAUAAUUCUCCUCAUGCAGCCCAGUUAGAUGCUCACCACAUCCUGCAAUAUGGCCCUUCCGAGGCCCAGAGAAACCCUUCCACCUCAUCAGCCUCGUCAAGUCAAGCUGCCAUGCGAAAGAAACGGGAGAGUGCUACCAGGCCACAAGCAUACUCGUCCUCGUCGCGGAACACACAAACGUCAUCUAGUACCAAGGCGGAGAAUAAGGCAGCACAGAGAGAUGUCAGAACUCUUCCGCCUUGGAUAGAUUCGUACGAAGAAGGCGACGAGAUUCUCACCGCUAAGCCUACAGACAGGCUGCUGACUGCACCGUCUCAAGCCCAUUCAGCACAGCAUCAUUAUGACCCCAAGGCGCCAGAACGGAGGAGAUCUCGAGACGGCUAUAUCGAUCCAUACGAGGAGAUACCAAAGAAGCCUGCAGAGACUGGGUUCUUCGGUGGUCACAAGGAACCUGUCAAAGGCAGAAAAUGGGAUCAUGCUAGAGACGGUGACCCUGUCAUCAUGCAGUCUGGAGUUCUACCGAAUUCUUCAUCCUGGAGAACCUAUAUCAAGUCCUCUAUGUAUGGACCCCGAUUAGACGAGGAUGGAGAACGAGUCGACGAAGAAUUCUUACAGCAACAAACUCCUGGGUAUCAGAAGCCAUGGCGAGGCGAUAUCGAUGGUGGUGAUGAUCCAGAGAAGCUGCUACCAGGUUUGAUUCAUAGCAAGAAGCAGCGCAGAACCUUCGUCAAGCGGCUUCAACAUAAUCUUCUCAUGCAUCCAUUAGUACCACUGGUAUUUCGAGUUACAGUCCUCACAACUUCGGCCAUUGCUUUGGGAAUCGCAGGCUCUGUUCAUCACCUAUCUGACAGAUACACUUAUUCUCAAAAUGCUUCUACAACAAUGGCCAUCGUGGUCGAUGUCGUUGCCAUUCCUUACAUUCUUUACGUCACCUGGGAUGAAUACACGGGGAAGCCUUUGGGUUUACGGUCUCCUAAAGCCAAGAUCCGGCUCGUUCUUUUGGAUCUUUUCUUUAUUAUUUUCGAAUCAGCUAAUCUGGCAUUGGCCUUUGGAGCUCUGACGGAUGCAAAUGGUAGCUGUCGGUCUACAGUAUCAAGCCCUUUCAAUGCUCUCAUUUGUGAUAGGGUGAAGGCGCUUUGUGGUAUAUUAAUGGUAGCAUUAAUAGCGUGGAGUUUGACUUUUUCAGUCAGCAUAUUCCGGCUGGUUGAAAGAGUUGGUGGCAGGGAAGAGAGUGACUGAAAAAACUUCACGUGUGCAAAUUAUAUCCGAGCUCUCAUGUAAUACACGGAUUUGUGGAAAGGGGCAAGCAAACAAGAAUAUAGCAUGGCGUUCUGGCUUUGGCACUUGUACAUGCUAAGAUGGUUUGUACAUACGAUGAAUACCUAAGACAU
Molecule: messenger RNA, 1627 nt
Organism: Mollisia scopiformis
Lineage: Eukaryota; Fungi; Ascomycota; Leotiomycetes; Helotiales; Mollisiaceae
Exons: 3
Coding region: 210-1475 (421 amino acids)
Biological process (GO): positive regulation of catalytic activity
Cellular component (GO): cell periphery; fungal-type vacuole
Source: RefSeq, a predicted model, not a curated record